Molecule: messenger RNA, 947 nt
Organism: Suillus plorans
Lineage: Eukaryota; Fungi; Basidiomycota; Agaricomycetes; Boletales; Suillaceae
Product: TB2/DP1, HVA22 family-domain-containing protein
Exons: 4
Coding region: 142-789 (215 amino acids)
Source: RefSeq, a predicted model, not a curated record
AUCCUGAUCAAUCCAUCUGGACUUGUUUCUGAUAUCAAGUAUCAUCUCUUCUGUCCAGUGCUUAUAAGUCAUUCCAAUAACAGUUUGUGAUCAAGAUCAUCGUCGACUGCCUGGCAUCUGAAGUUUGGAGAGGAAUUCAUAAUGCUGAUGUCUAUGGUGUCCCAUCUGCUUUGCGCGUGGUUCGCGUUCUUACUGCCAUGCUAUUCUACCUACAAGGCGCUCUCCUCUCCUUUGUCCGGUGACUUCCGGGGCCUUUCAAUGUAUUGGGCUGUAGUUGGAGCCUUUAUUGCGAUCGAGUCGACCAUAGGCACAUUCGUAUCAUGGUUGCCAUUCUAUUGGGAAACACGAACCCUUUUUUUGCUCUAUCUAUCUCUCCCGCAAAUCCAGGGCUCGACCUACAUUUACCAAACCUACCUUGAACCCUUCUGCUCCAAGAAUGAGGCGGAGUUGGAUUCCAGCAUUGCUUCUGCUCAGAACAAUGUCCUUGGUUUCCUUCAGUCGCGCAUUUCUAUGCUCGUUGACCUCUUGUGGACCAUCUUGAAUCAAACUCUAACUAAACAACCUCAAGCUGCGAGGGAGGGUCAACCUGAACAACAGCCUUACUCCUUCGAAUCAGUGAAGGGGCUUUGGACGUCUUAUGGUCCUGCCGUUAUGGGAGGAUUAUCAAAGUCUUUCACGAAACCUAGUUCCUCUUCCGAUGCUACUGCGAAGCAGGCUACGUACGCCAGUGGUGCUGGCGUCAAUCAUGACGAUGGACAGGCCCCUGAGGCACUCUCAGAGUCCACUUAAAAGUUGAUUUUGUUGAGGUAUUUCUAGUCUAUCAAACACGGAUCCUUUUUUAUCUCUUAUCUUAUCAUUCCAACAAGAAUGGGUGGUAUGCGUAUAAGGUAGACAGUGCGUACUAUACAAUGUGCAUCCAAAAUGUCAGGUUCGUGAUUAGUACUGCA